AUGCCGCCGAAACGCAGAGCGAGAGCCCCUAAAUCGGGACCCCAAAAACCAAACUCGCCCUCAUCCCCGGAUCAAAAACCCACUUCCCCAUACCACGAUGAUAACCUAGAGCACGACAACAUCAAAGUUUCAAAUCAACGCAGAGAACUCCCGACAGAGCCAUUGACACCCGAGGAAAUCCAGAUGCCCGAACCACUGCCCGAGACAGACGAGGAAAUACCCGAAGAAACGGAGCAUACCAUUGGCGAGGCGGGAACAGCAGAAAAACACGGGUUUGCUGGUGGAUAUAACGCAUUGAAGUCGCACAAGGGGCAAUAUUACUCUGGUAUGGCGGUUGGGGGCUCGCACACUUGGAACUAUGACCCGGGUGUUUGGAAGGAGACGAAAGAAGAGCCGGAUUUGUGGAGAAUCGAUUAUAGGACUAACAAGAGACGGGCCAGGAAUGCGCCAAAGGGGAGCGGAGCUCCUGUGGGAACAGAGUACCACUGGCUUGUUGUUGGGCAUCAGGUAUGCGUCUUCCCGCUGGCUUUGCCGCCUCGCGUUGAUACUAUUGCGGAUAUCCCGUGA
This is a messenger RNA of Aspergillus puulaauensis, 567 nucleotides long. RefSeq lists its product as uncharacterized. Lineage: Eukaryota; Fungi; Ascomycota; Eurotiomycetes; Eurotiales; Aspergillaceae. The record is from RefSeq and is a predicted model, not a curated record. The transcript has a single exon. Bases 1 to 567 code for a protein of 188 amino acids.